UUUUCAUAGCAUGAGCUUGAUUAGGCUACUCAGUGAGAAAGGACCCCUUCUUAGCCCACUCUUCAAGCGCUGCGCUCUGAUAAUGACAGCCCUAGGCAAAACUGACAGCCCUAGACAAAACGGUUGUUAUGGACGGAGGUCGAGAGAGGAGUUAGUUAGUGAUUGUUAGUCUUUCCUGGUGCAGCAUGUUGCACGGGGGUCUCUCGCUUUAUCAGUCCUCAGGAUGGGCAGUUGGAGGGAUUGAGGACGCUGCGCCGCCAACAACAAUAAUUCACUCGUUUUUGGAGAGACCAAACGACUAGCAGAGAGCUUGGCGUCGAUAAUUUAGGCUAAUUUCAGGAGGAGUUUGCCUUUAUUGCAUGUGAAGUUCUAUGCUGGAAUGUCAUUUUUAAUACAGAGAGUUUUCUUGUGUUUGGAGCGUUUUCGUGUUUGAAGAACCUGCAGAGCUACUUUUGGAACAAAUUACGCAUACGAAGAGGAUGGUGUUUUACAUGUAGAGUGAAAGUUUUACUCUGCGCGCUGUUGGGUCAUUAUUGUAUUACAUUUUUGUAGUUUUUUUCUGCUUUGGAAACUAUAUUCAAGAAUAAAACAGUUUUAAAGUUCUGGACUGCAGGGGAAAUGGCCAGCGAACUGAAACCACGGCUUUGUAUCAUGACAAAGAGUGAGAACGGGUACGGGUUUCACCUGCACGGUGAGAAGGGGAAGACCGGCCAGUACAUUCGCAAAGUAGAGCCCGCAUCGUCAGCGGAAGCGUCGGGGCUGCGCGCGGGGGAUCGUGUCAUUGAGGUGAACGGGGGAAAUGUGGAGAAAGAUACGCACCAUCAAGUGAGUAUAGCACAUCACGAACUGUCCAACUCCAUCCGAUUUUUUCUGUCAGUGGACUACAUCGACAUGUUUAAUAUCUUAUGAGCCUAGUGUUUCGGUAAUGAUAUUGUCAUGGAAAUGACAGACAGACAGAGGAGGAAGAGAGAGGAGGACACGGAGGGGUCAACAGAGCUACUGUAUCAUGCAUUGGCAUUCAAAAAGUUCAAAACGUUGAAGGAGCACUUGACAUUUGAUUUGAUACUUGAAUGUAUUCACUGCACCCUUAAUAUGGUUUUAUAAGCUAAUUAUGCCUAUAUAAAAUAAUCAUAGUAUACAACAAUGGACAAUACCAAAAUAGACCAUUACUUUAGCUCCCCUAAAAACAACUCAGCAUUUCCCCAUGCAGUGGCAUAAUAUAAAUCAUAACUAAACUCCUAACAACUUUUCCAGGUUAAAAUAUCCACUUUUUUAUGACUAGCCUACUUAGCACAUUGAAACCAUGUAAAGACACAGUGAGUGGUUAACAUCGCACUCUAACCAAGUUGUUUAGUCUAUAAUGUUCUAUGGUCUCUGAGAAUAAGCAGACAGUCUAGACAGCCUUUCAGAAGUUACUGGAAGACAUCACACAUCUCCCUAUCAUCAGCUGCUGAGAGUGCCUGGUCACACACACACACACACACACACACUCACACUGCUGUGUUGAUAGUGAUCUGAGUUCUUAGUGAAUGGCUGUGUUGUAUCUCUGAUGGGCAAUGUCAGCCUGAAGAUGAGACAAACACACAUAAAGCAGACAUAGCAUGCAUGAGAUUGAAGUGCAGCCAAUCUAUUCCAGUGAGGUAGAACGUCUGAAAUGGCUGUCAUCAUGUUAGUUGCAUGUCAGUGUGUGUCACCUCUGACAUUGUGACCCAGGAUGAGCCAUAUAGGAAGCCCUGCACUGUAAGUGUGUAACACUUUGGUUCGGUGAGCCACACUCGCAUGAUGAGGAACCUUGCCUGAGACCUUGUCUGAUACAUUUACAUUUUAGUCAUUUAGCAGACGCUCUUAUCAUAUAUUUUUCAUACCUUUAGUUAAGACCUAAUACUUAUAGACUUUAGCUCAGUGGACUAACACAGUCUUGUGGCGCCCAUGCAGGAGACCUGGGAUCAAAAUCCGGUUAGUCACGUGUACUCCACUGGGUCUUGCAAUCUGGACCUCAUAACCAACUGUCUAUAAAUCACCAGAGUUCCAGACGUCCUCGUUGUGUUUACAUCCCAAACCCCGCCUUCCUUCCUCCCUUACCCCAUGCCACUCAGCAGUAAGUAAUGAACGGCAGAGACAGACGUCUAAUGGGACGUCUGGGACAAGGGAGUCCCACUUUAGACACUACAAUAAAGAGGCUGACUUGAUGUAGGGCCCAGAUACUGUAGAGAGUGUUGGUGUUUCUGUCUCAUAUCACAUCCUAUUCCCUGUAGUGCAAUACUUCAUUGUUAUGUCAAUAAUCAUGUUAUUACUCUCAUUCUCUUUCAUCUUUCUCUCCCUGUCUUACCCUUUCAUCCUCUCCUCUAUUCAAUUAAAUUCUAAGGGCUUUAUUGGCAUGGGAAACAUAUGUUUACAUUGCCAAAGCAAGUGAAAUAGAUAAUAAACAAAAGUGAAUUAAACAAUAAAAAAUGAACAGUAAACAUUACACUCACAAGUUUCAAAGGAAUAGACACAUUUCAAAUGUCAUAUUAUGGCUAUGUACAGUGUUAUAAUGAUGUGCGAUAAUGAUCUCCCCCUCCCCCCAGGUGGUACAGAGGAUCAAGGCGGUGGAGCAGGAGACCAGGCUGCUGGUGGUGGACCGGGAGACAGACGAGUACCUCCGCAGCCUGCGCCUCGUCUGCACCGAGGAGAUGGCUGUCCGCCUGGGGGGACCCACCUCUGUGUCCCCCGCCUCACCCCUAGCCUCACCGCCUCCCUCCUCGCCCCCGGCCUCCUUGCCCGCCGCCAAGAGAGAGAACGGGUCCGUGUCCAAGCUGCCCGCCACCCUGACUAGAGAGGUGCCCAAGCCCACGCGAAGGUCUCCGUCGCGGGCCGCCAAGAAGGUGCGUACCCCCUCGGUUGAGACUCAAUGGUUUUUACACUGUAGGGGUGUUGUGGUGGUGGGUUAG
Messenger RNA from Coregonus sp. 'balchen', 2930 nucleotides. Lineage: Eukaryota; Metazoa; Chordata; Actinopteri; Salmoniformes; Salmonidae. The record is from the annotation of a GenBank genome assembly.